Staurois parvus is the source of this 258-nucleotide messenger RNA. The record is from the annotation of a GenBank genome assembly. NCBI's taxonomy places the organism in Eukaryota, Metazoa, Chordata, Amphibia, Anura, Ranidae.
CAGGGGUGGACCGACCAUUUGGAAACUCGGGCACUGCCCGAGGGCCCGGGGUCAGUAGGGGGCCCCAUGAGAUGCCCCUGGUACCUUUUUCAUAGGCUUUUUUGAGUUUGGGCAAGGACACAGGGGACCCAUGAUCCCCUAUUGCCCGGGGGCCCUAUGAGUUCUCAGUCCGCCCCUGCAUUCCGCCCCUGUGCAUAUCCUUUCUGCAGAUUAGCUCUAGUAUCUGAUCAGUUUAUCUACUCACUUGGUCCCAGGAGU